Molecule: messenger RNA, 735 nt
Organism: Antrostomus carolinensis (chuck-will's-widow)
Lineage: Eukaryota; Metazoa; Chordata; Aves; Caprimulgiformes; Caprimulgidae
Product: galectin-3
Biological process (GO): eosinophil chemotaxis; negative regulation of extrinsic apoptotic signaling pathway; macrophage chemotaxis
Cellular component (GO): cytoplasm; immunological synapse; nucleus
Molecular function (GO): laminin binding; disaccharide binding; IgE binding
Source: RefSeq, a predicted model, not a curated record
UCUCCUCUCUGUCCCCAGUUAUCCGAUGCUUUGCCCACCAGCAACCCCCAACCCCAGUGCCCCAGUGCCCCCCCCCCCCAAGGCUGGCCCUCCUGGGGGACCCAGCCGCCGGCUCCUGGGGGGUUCCCAGCAUAUCCCGGACCUCCAGGGGCCUAUCCUGGAGCACCGGGAGCGUAUCCUGGAGCGCCGGGGCCGUAUCCAGGAGCACCAGGACCAUAUCCUGGAGGACCAGCAGGAGUGGGACCGUAUCCAGGAGCACCUGGAGCGUUCCCUGGAGCAACGGCAGGAACAGGGCAAUACCAAAUCCCCGUUGUCUCCCAGAAAGUCCCCUUCGAGCUGCCCCUGCAGGCAGGACUCGUCCCUCGGAUGCUCAUCACCAUCACGGGGACCAUCAACCCCAACCCAAACAGGUUUUCACUGGAUUUCAAGAGAGGGAAUGAUGUUGCUUUCCACUUUAAUCCCCGCUUCAAGGAAGACAACAGGAAAGUCAUCGUCUGUAAUUCCAUGUUCAAUAAUAACUGGGGAAAGGAGGAGAGGACAGCUCCCAGGUUUCCAUUUGAACCUGGAAAACCCUUCAAGAUCCAGAUCCUUUGUGAGGUGGAUCACUUCAAGGUAGCAGUCAACGAUGCUCACUUGCUGCAGUACAACUUCCGUGAGAAGAAGCUGAACGAGAUCACCAGGCUGUGCAUUGCUGGGGACAUCACCCUCACCAGCGUCACACCGACCAUGAUAUAA